AUGAGAGUGAUCGAAGUCUCUUCCUUCCUGAGAGCGGGUUCCCUAUUCCUCGACGUCAUGGAAGAGCUGUUCAGCAAGUCCUCCCUCCGGUCCAACCUCGCCGAGUUCGUCUCCGCCUUCAUCUUCGUCUUCGCCGGUGUCGGCUCCGCGAUUGCCGCCAGCAUGUCGGCAGCCCCCGCAGCCGGGGCCACCGGUGAGAAUUGCCACGUCCUGGCGGUGGCCGUAGCGCAUGCUUUUGCCCUGUUCACGGCAGUGUUCACGUCGGCGCACAUCUCUGGCGACCACGUCAACCCGGCGGUCACGGCCGGGUUGGUGAUGGGAGGCCACGUCAGCAUUUUGAGCGGCGUUUUGUUUCUGCUUGGCUCAGCUCUUGGAAUCCACCAUAACCUUAAAAUUCGUAAAUAA
Molecule: messenger RNA, 405 nt
Organism: Syzygium oleosum
Lineage: Eukaryota; Viridiplantae; Streptophyta; Magnoliopsida; Myrtales; Myrtaceae
Product: probable aquaporin TIP2-2
Exons: 2
Coding region: 1-405 (134 amino acids)
Biological process (GO): water transport; transmembrane transport
Cellular component (GO): membrane
Molecular function (GO): water channel activity
Source: RefSeq, a predicted model, not a curated record